AAUCGAACAUUAAUCAAUCAACCAAACUCCCCAUAAGAACUCACUCCAUAGUCCAGAACUUUGGGAUCACAGCAGGCGGCGGCCCCGCCAUGUCCACGGCCAAGAAGAGGCCGAACCAGCCUCUCCUCUCCGGCCCCUCCGCCAUCUGCCACCCCCUUGUUCUCCUCUUCUUCCUCGUCUCCUCAACCCUCUCAGUUUACUUCCUCUUCACCUCUUCCCUCCGCAGCAGCUCCAACCUCAACAAGAACACCGCUCCCCUGUUCAUCAUUCCUCAGCCGCAAGUGAUCCCAAAUCAUGGAAAUGGAAAUGGGUCUUCGAGAACGGAAUCCCGUCUUCUUCGUCUUCCCGGAAACCCCGCGAAGAGUCCUGCCAUGGCAGAGGAAGAACCAGGUCCGUACCACAAUUGGGAACAAUUUGCCGCUGAUUUCCAAGAAAUGAUGCGCAGCUUCAAGAUUUAUGUGUACCCUCAUGCCCUGAAUUCCUCGUCUGCUUCUCCAUUUGCCGACAUUUUCCUCCCCCACCCAAAACCGACCAACCCGAAGCUUGGGAACUACUUCAGCGAGCACAUGUUCAAGGUCUCCCUUUUGCGGAGCUCCCUGAUCACUCCCAACCCGGAAGAAGCCCACUUCUUCUUCAUGCCCUUCUCCAUCAACAACCUCAGGAACGAUCCCCGGGUUCGCUCCGGGGAGUCGAUCUCGAGGUUUGUUGCAGACUACACGGAGAGAAUCAGCAGAGAGUUUGAGUUCUGGAAUGCCUCCCUUGGGGCUGAUCACUUCUAUGUCCACUGCCACUCUGUUGGUAGAAUGGCAGCUUCCCAGCACCGUACUUUGCUUAACAAUGCUAUUCAGGUAACUUGCUCAUCGAGCUACUUCCAGAGGCUUUAUGUGGCUCACAAGGACGUUGGCCUCCCACAAGUCUGGGCACGCCCAUCCGUGGACGUUUUGACCCCUCCAAGUAAAAGGGAUAAACUCGUUUUCUUCUCAGGAAGGAUCCAAAACUCACAGGUUCGUCAAGAACUGAUCACUCUAUGGGGAAACGACACUUCCAUGGACAUAUUCUCAGGAAGACCACCUUACCCGUAUGAGGAGGGCUUCAAGAGAAGCAGAUAUUGCCUCCACGUUAAAGGUUAUGAGGUGAAUACAGCAAGGGUCAGCGAUGCGAUUAAUUAUGGAUGCGUCCCUGUUAUAAUCUCGAACUACUAUGACCUUCCCUUUCCUAACAUUCUAGACUGGAGCAAGUUCUCAGUGAUAAUCAACCAUGGUGAGAUCAAAUCUUUGAAGAAAAUUUUGCAGUCUAUACCAAGAAAGACGUACUUAAGUAUGUAUGGAAAUCUGUCCCCUGUUAGGAGACAUUUCAUUUGGCAUCAAAAACCGACGGGUUAUGAUUCAUUGCACAUGACUGCUUACCAAUUGUGGCUUAGGAGAGGUACUCAUCGUCUCUUGCAGUGAACAUCGGUCCCUUUAUGUAGAGAAAAAAAGAGAAAUCAUAAUUUUAGCUGUGUUUCAGUUGAUAUAAGCUAGGUCCAGAAUUUCGGAUGCAAGUUAAUUUAUGAAGAAAUAGUUCAGAUCUUUUCAGCUUCUUUGCUGCUCUCUUCAUGUUUCAUUCUGUUUACUUUCGGAGUUGCAUCAUAGGUAUGGAGUGGUUUUGAGGAUAUAGCUCCCCAAUCGAACUCUUGCAUCAUUCGUAUUUGAGUCAAAAUCAAGUUUACGGGUCCUUUCCUAUUAUGUCACUUUA
This is a messenger RNA of Punica granatum (pomegranate), 1734 nucleotides long. Lineage: Eukaryota; Viridiplantae; Streptophyta; Magnoliopsida; Myrtales; Lythraceae. The record is from RefSeq and is a predicted model, not a curated record.